AGCAGAAAUGAAAGCACAAGGAGUCUGGAAGGGGACGAAUCAAAACAAACCCUUUUUCUCAAAUUGAUUUACGCUAAAGAAUAAUUGAACUCUACAACCACUCUGAAAUAUCCGAUAUUUUUAAACCCAUCUGUCUGCUUGAAUAGUUGACCUGUGUUAUUCUUUCAUGAGGCGAUGGUCGUUUAUCAAUGGGAAUAGUCAGGAAUCUUGUGCAGCAUUGGAGUGUUAUUCGUCAGAGACCGGUUACAAAACACCAUAAGAUCAUGUCACGCCAACUUCACGCACGGAGAGUAGAAGGUGUAGACAAAAACGUCUGGGUUGAGUUCACUCAGCUGGCAGCGGACUAUAAAGCAGUGAACCUUGGACAGGGAUUUCCAGACUUCUCCCCUCCUAAGUUUGUCCAGGAUGCCUUCUGUGAAGCUGUGAGAGGAGGACCCCAAAUGCAACAGUACACCCGGGCAUUUGGCCAUCCCCAUCUUGUAAAAAGUCUGGCUAAAUUCUUCAGCAGGAUUGUGGGACAUGAGAUCGACCCAUUUGAGGACAUCCUGGUCUCGGUCGGAGCUUAUCAGGCUCUCUUCUGUGCGUUUCAGGCACUGGUUGAUGAAGGAGAUGAGGUCAUAAUUGUGGAGCCGUUCUUCGACUGCUACCAGCCCAUGGUGAAGAUGGCCGGUGGAACACCUGUGUACAUACCUCUGAGACCUAGAGCUGAGGGGAAUAGUGUCCUGUCAAGUGGAGACUGGGUUCUUUGCGCUGAGGAGCUGGCCAGUAAAUUCACCCCACGCACAAAAGCUAUUGUUAUCAAUACUCCCAACAACCCAUUAGGCAAGGUGUACAAGACUGAGGAGCUCCAGAUGAUCGCUGAUCUGUGUAUUAAACAUGACGUGCUGUGCAUCAGUGAUGAGGUGUACGAGUGGCUGACCUAUGACGGAGCCAAGCAUGUAAAGAUAGCCAGUCUUCCUGGCAUGUGGGAACGAACCAUCACUAUUAGCAGCGCCGGAAAGAGCUUCAGUGCUACUGGAUGGAAGGUUGGUUGGGCUAUUAGCUCCGGUCAUAUCAUCAAACACUUGAAAACCAUCCAUCAGAACUCAGUUUACCACUGUGCAACUGCAGCUCAGGAAGCGGUAGCUCACGGUUUUGACCGAGAAUACGAGGUGUUUGGGAGUCCACAGAGCUACUUCCAGCAGCUGCCUGCGAUGCUGCAGCACAAACGAAAGAAGUUGGCCAUGUGUCUGGACAGUGUUGGUUUGAAGCCCAUCAUGCCAGAGGGAGGAUAUUUUAUGGUGGCAGACAUCUCCUCUCUCAAGGUGGACUUAAAAGACGAGAGCAGCAAAGAUGAAUCCUAUGACUUCAGAUUUGUCAAAUGGCUAACGAAAGAGAAGGGUUUAGCCACCAUCCCUGUGUCUGCAUUCUACAGUCCAGAACACAGCAAGGACUUUGACAAAUUUAUACGAUUUUGUUUCGUCAAGGAGGACGCUACCCUGGAUGCAGCUGCGGAUAUAUUGAGGAAGUGGAGUUCUACAAAGUAACACUUCCCACAAUAUCAUUGCUGCUAUUUACCUCCCGUCCAUCCUGAUUUGUCCAGGGUUAAAGUAAUAUUUUAAUUCAUUGUGUUCUGUUUGUGACAGGUACACAAACUCAGUAUUCACUUACAUUUCCUCCAUGAACUGCACUACUGUAAAAUUUUAAAAAAGCUUUGAAAGAAAUAAAUAUAUAUAUUGAGACAAAUAGAAAAUAAUAAACAAAUGUGAUUUUUUUUUGCUCUGUGCAAUAACUCUAAGCAGAAAACUGUACAAGUUCUAUUUUUCAUAAUAAUAUUUUUGAAAUAUUUAGAUGCUUCAAGUUGAACUGAACCUGUUUUGCUUAUUACACGUUAAGUGCUGAGAUUGUAGUUCUGGAUCAAACUGCGAAAAACAUUAAUAAAGUUUUACAAAUUC
Molecule: messenger RNA, 1934 nt
Organism: Sphaeramia orbicularis (orbiculate cardinalfish)
Lineage: Eukaryota; Metazoa; Chordata; Actinopteri; Kurtiformes; Apogonidae
Gene: kyat1
Product: kynurenine aminotransferase 1
Exons: 13
Coding region: 189-1526 (445 amino acids)
Biological process (GO): biosynthetic process
Cellular component (GO): cytoplasm; mitochondrion
Molecular function (GO): pyridoxal phosphate binding; L-kynurenine:2-oxoglutarate transaminase activity
Source: RefSeq, a predicted model, not a curated record